AUGAUUUACACUGCAAUUGACACAUUUUAUUUGACGGAUGAGCAGUUGAAAGAUUCCCCUUCUCGGAAAGAUGGAAUAGAUGAGGCCACAGAAACAACUCUUCGGAUCUAUGGCUGCGACCUCAUUCAGGAGAGUGGGAUCUUACUUCGAUUGUAUCCUUUUUAAGUCUCUGAAUUUGAUUAUAUUUUAUUUUCUUGUAUUGCAUUUCCCAGUGUCUUCUGUGAUGUAGGUAUCUUCUCGUGGAAGUUGGAUUGUUGGGGAACAUUUCAUAUUUUUUAAUUAUUUUGCCCCUGCGUUUACGUCAUUUUUUCUAUCAUGCAUUAUGUUUAUCUUGACUUCUUCAGACCGCAAGCUGUCAUGGCCACAGGACAAGUUCUUUUCCACAGAUUCUAUUGCAAAAAGUCUUUUGCCCGGUUUGGUGUGAAGGUAACGCUCUAUACCUCUAUUUCUCCCUUCACCUCCUCCUCUGUCUCCCCUAUAAAAGUUGUGGGCCAAAUGACUUGGGUAACACAGACGUUGCAUAUGGAAAUUAGUUUUCUGGUUAGCUUGCCAAGUGCAAGCCUACCAUAGGUGGUGGCACAGGAGUGAUUCUUCACCAACUGAGAAUGCUUCUUUAUGUGUUUUCUCUUUGACAAAAGAAUGAAAUGAAACUGAGAAUUCUUCUUUGUUUUUUUGCUCAUUGAUAAAGAAUGAAUUGUAACCGAGAAUGCUUCUUUUUUGUGUUUUCUCUUUGCCCAAAGAAUGAACUGAAACUUACAAUGCUUCUUUCUGUGUUUUCUCUUUGACCAAAGAAUGACCUGAAACUUAGAAUGCUUCUUUGUGUGUUUUCUCUUUGAACAAAGAAUGAACUGAAACUUAGAAUGCUUCUUUGUGUGUUUUCUCUUUGACCAAAGAAUGAACUGAAACUUAGAAUGCUUCUUUCUGUGUUUUCUCUUUGACCAAAGAAUGAACUGAAACUUAGAAUGCUUCUUUGUGUGUUUUCUCUUUGACCAAAGAAUGAACUGAAACUUAGAAUGCUUCUUUGUGUGUUCUCUCUUUGACUGAAAGAAGGAACUGAAACCGAGACGUUCUCUAUUAUUACAUGUGUUAAAGUCAUGGCCAUUCCAUGUCUCUCAAAGCAAUUUCUGUUGCAUGGCUAGAAUCCUGCUGUUCAAAAUUCAUCUAAGGAAAGAAUCAUCACUAAUUCCCAAGGACAACUAAAAUGUACAUUUUUUAUCCCUUUUAUGGUACUUGAAUGCAGAUAUUCAUAUUAUUAGCUUCUUCUCUUUUUAUAUAGAGGGUCGCUGCAAGUUGUGUAUGGUUAGCCUCGAAACUGGAGGAGUGUCCAAGAAAAGCCAAGCAUGUGAUUAUAGUUUUUCACAGAAUGGAAUGCAGAAGGGAGAAUCUGCCGAUACAACAUUUUGACGUUUUUUCAAAGGUGAGCUUGCUUUUAAUCCAUUUCCUUUUGAUCCCACAAAGUAUGCUGGUUAUAUGAUGUUCCGAUAGCAUGAUUAAUAUUCAGCGAUUCCUUGUCAUGAGCUUGUUUUUUAAAUUGUGCAUAUGGUUAUUCUUGAUUUUUGAGUCUCCAGGCUGUUCUUUAACCCUUCAAUUUGCAUUCAUCCUUUUUAGUUUUUUGUUUAUGUGCUGAUCAACAAUAUAGUCCUGAAUUAAAGACUGGGCUUAGUGAUAUUUCCUGCAAAUAAUAAAUUAAUCGUAUUUUAUGUUUUUUUUAAAAACUGGAAGAUAAUUAUGCACGUCUGAAAUUCGUGGCUUCUUUGCAGAAAUAUACAGAAUUGAAGAAUGAUUUGAUUCGAACAGAACGGCAUCUGUUAAAGGAAAUGGGUUUCAUCUGCCAUGUCGAGCACCCCCAUAAAUUCAUAUCCAAUUACCUUGCCACCCUCGGAGCACCUCUUGAGCUCAGGCAGGAGGCAUGGAACCUAGCCAAUGAUAGGUACUCGCAAAUACUAAUAAUUUUUAUUAAAUUAUCGUGUGUAAUGUUGUGGGCUUGUUUAUUUAAAUAAAAUAUGAACAAAUUUCAGCAUAGAACGUUAGUGUGUUCCUCUUAUGUGUUUAUUUUUAUUUUUCGUCCUUAGAAUGAAAUGUACUUGUUGUUUGUUCUGCAUCCUAUUACAGAUGUCUGAACCGUAGAAAAUGUGAAAGGGGGAAAUGGGGAAGUUUGUAGGUAUAUAUUGUACUCAGAAGAAACGGAUCUGCUGUAAAUUUUUAAAAGGAAAUCAAAAUAUGGUUAAAAAAGGCAACAUAUAAAAAAUCUGGGCACAUUGAGUCGAAAACCUGCUUUCCUUACAUCUGAGCUACCAAGAGUCAGUGAACUUAGAAGAAGAAUCACACCAGAAAAACUUAUUCAUAAGUUUCGUCAAAUUAAUCUUUUCUCUCUGCUGCAAGGUUCAACUUACGUAAAUAUGGCCCGGGUUAAAUAUAGUAAAACAUAAAGUUCCCGGGAAGAUGAAGGGUUCUUAAUUGCAAACCUUAGUUUUUUGGUUCUCUUAUUCCGUUUAUCUUUCUCUUCCUCCCUCCCCCUCUUGUGGGUUUCUUCCUCCUUUUUGAGAUCAGAAUGGAUUAAAAAAGGAUAUUUUCUGAACUUUGCAAGAUGCGAUUUAGUUUAAGAUGCGUUCAUUCCUUCAGCUGAUGCCAUGCCCAGCUAGCAUUUCUCCUGUCACUAAAUUGUGAUAUCUCUUGUUUUACGUAGCUUGAGAACAACGCUAUGCGUCCGAUUCAAGAGUGAGGUCGUAGCUUGUGGAGUUGUGUACGCGGCAGCACGCAGGUUCCAAAUUCCACUACCUGAGAACCCACCGUGGUGGCUGGUUUUUGAGGCAGAUAAGGCCGGAAUCGAACAAGUGUGCAGAGUACUUGCACACCUGUACAGUCUCCCCAAAGCCCAGUAUAUUUCUGUGUGCAAAGAAAAAGAUUCAUUCACAGCGAUAACUAGAACUCCAGAGGCGCAGGCUCCAAAGGUAUCAGAUACUGUGUACUUGCUGGUCUCUUCAGUUUCGUUCUUCUGUGGUUGGUAAUGGUAAUGGUAAUGAUCUCUCUCUCUCUCUCUCUGUCUCCCUCUCUCUCAUUGAAUCACUCGAACAGGAAAGUCCGCAGGAUGAUUCAGCAAGCAACAAUGUGCCCCCAAAGACAGUGAUAGAUUUAGACGCUACUCUUUCGAAAGAGGUGAGAACAAGAAUGUCGAUUGACAAAUUGAAGGAGACGAAGAAGAGCGACGAUGAUACUAAAUCUGUGCCAGGCGAUGGAGAAGCCAAAGAUGACCUGGCUAGGAAGCCCAAGAUCGGUGACCACAGGUCCGACAUAGAUGGCGACAGGAGCAGGGAAAGAGAAAAGGAGCGGCCAAAGGCUAGGGACCGUGAGAGGAGCAGAGAAUACGAUGGCGAGAGGGAGAGCAGCCGAGACUAUGACAGGGCCAGAGGUUCGGAGAAAAGUGACCGGGACAAGGAGAAGCUCAGGGAUCGAAACAGGCGAUCCUCCAGGGACAAGGCGUCCAGUAAUCAUCGAACCCGUCUUCUCUGUCUUAUCUCCUGGUUACGAUUCAGUUCCUGUUCUCCAAGCUAGCAUUUAAGAAGACGAUCAGUCUUCCUAAGAAAUAAUAAGAUUUUUGCUAUCCAUCGCCUUAAAAUCUUUGACUGAAUUCUUCUUUAUGAUCUUUGGUUUAGGCCAUUCUGAGAGGUCAAGGCGCCAUUCCUCCAGAGGUGAGCCAUCUAGCAGCUCAGGGGUACUUGCCCUGUGAAUAGCGCUAACUUUCUAUCUCUCUUUCAGACCAUGGAGGUCACCACGGCUCUUCACACUCAUCUCGCGAGAAGGAUCAUCGGCAUCGGCACCACCCAUACUCAUAG
Messenger RNA from Spirodela intermedia, 3833 nucleotides. The record is from the annotation of a GenBank genome assembly. NCBI's taxonomy places the organism in Eukaryota, Viridiplantae, Streptophyta, Magnoliopsida, Alismatales, Araceae.